This is a messenger RNA of Prorocentrum cordatum, 501 nucleotides long. NCBI's taxonomy places the organism in Eukaryota, Dinophyceae, Prorocentrales, Prorocentraceae. The record is from the annotation of a GenBank genome assembly.
AUGCCGGCGGUGGCGGCUGGCGCGAGGUACUGGAGCGACGAGGCGUACUCGAAGUUCUAUGGGGGCAGCGAGGCCGAGCAGGGCCUGGUGAACAGGCCCGCGUGCGGCAGCGCGGAGAGCCUGAGCAGCAGGCAGCUGGACGACUUCCAGGCCGCCUUCGCUGAGUGGAGCGCCGGCGCCGGGCAGCUCCGGGCCCCAGACUUUCGCCGCUUCCUGCUGCAGCUCGGCCUGGACCUGUCCCCCGCCCAGGCCCGCGCGCUGUGGGCCCACGCGGCGCCGCCCGACGCCCGGGAGGCGGCCCCGCCGCCGCACCUCGGCCACGCACAGGUGCUGGAGCUGUACCGCCAGGUGCUGGAGAACCCCCUGGAGUUCAAGACGGGCCUGCGGGCGUGCCCGCCGGGCAAGGCCCCCCCGCCGCAGGAGGCACCCUGUGCACCGCCGCCGGGCCUGGCCAGACCCACCCUGGACCAUGCUGUGGAGUGCGGGAGCCCUGGGCCAUGA